GAUCAUAGGCCAACCAUAUAAUUCCCACUCAUUAUUUUUGUUGCUUAAAGCUUGCCUGGCCUCUUCCCUUGAGUCUUGACCCUUAUCCUUUCUUUUCUGUUCUCUUCUCUUCUCUCUCAAACAAAAGAGAGAAAAAAACAACUCAACUCAACAGCUGCUGAGCUGCCACCUUCCCCCUUCUGCAAAGAAUUUCAUGCUCCACAGUCCACACGAGAGAGACCCACUAGGCCAGGCCAGGCCACCACAAAUUGAUAGAAAUUGCGCUGCUGGGUCAGCUUUCUACAGUUGUUUGUACCAGGAGAAGAAACCAAGGAAAAAAAAUAAAAAUAAAAAAUAAAAAAAUAGUGAGUGAUCGAUCGUCCCCUCCAUAUGAUCAUGGAAGCAGAUAAUGGGAUCCGCUGCAGGCCCAAUUUUCCACUACAAUUCCUCGACAAAACCAACCAAGUCGAUGACGAUCCAGAACCAGCCGCUGCAUGCUCUACUGUCGCCGAUCCCGGUUCAGACCCCAACAGAACCGGUUCCUCAAUUCAAGAACAACAACCCAGUAACAAGAAGCCUCCCCCGAAGAGGACAUCCACCAAAGACAGGCACACGAAAGUCGACGGGCGGGGCCGCCGCAUCCGCAUGCCCGCCACGUGCGCAGCUAGGGUUUUCCAGCUCACGCGGGAGCUAGGGCACAAGUCCGACGGUGAGACCAUCGAGUGGCUCCUUCAGCAGGCCGAGCCUUCUGUCAUCGCCGCCACCGGAACCGGCACUAUUCCCUCCAAUUUCACUUCCCUCAACAUCUCGCUCAGGAGCUCCGGGUCCAGCAUGUCGGCGCCGUCGCACUACUUGAGGACUAACGCGAGUAAUUAUUACUUCAACUCCAACAACUUCGGAGCAGCUGCGCCCACCUCGCAAUUGGGUACGGCGGAGCACUCGCAGCGCGGAAGGAUUUUGUUUCCCGGUGCAGGGUUAAUGUCGUCUGAGAGUUCUCCUCCGUCGUCGAUGUUGUGGAAUUUCAAUAAUUCUGGCAACGAUAAUAUAAGUAAUAAUACAAUGUUGGAAGCCAAGCAAGAGUUAGGUGAUCAUCAUCAGGCUGUUACUCUCGAUGAGGCAAGUAGUAUGGCGAGAAAGAGAAUUCGGCCGGAGCAAGAUUUGUUAUCCGCGAGUACAGGUUCAAUUCCUGCGAAUCAAAAUACAAUUCCGGCUACAUUUUGGAUGGUGGCAAAUAAUAACCCUAGUAAUAGCCAAGGGAGUAUUCACCACGAACACAUUAAUUCCAUUAAUCCCAUGUGGACAAUUCCGACAGUUGGUAACGCCGGCAAUAUGUAUCGAGGGCCCGUGGCUGGCGGUGGCCACGGCUUGCAUUUUAUGAAUUUCGCUUCUCCAUUGGCUAUAUUGCCUGGCCAACAAUUGGGUACAGGGUCAAUUACAACAACUCAAGGCGCCGCCGACAGCCACUUGGGAAUGAUGGCCGCGCUCAACGCAUAUCGGCCUAUUCUUGGCGGGGUAGCCAUGGAGUCUCCUGCGAAUGGGCAGCAUCCGCACCAGGGAGCGGACGAGGGACAUGAUCGUAAUACCAAUGCUAGGUAGUCUCUAUUAAUUAAUCCUUGCUAGGUUAAGUAUUCCAAUAAGAGUACUAUGGUUUUUGGUACUUUUAUUUUUGUUUUUUAGAAUUAAUAAUUACUAGCUAGUUUCUUAAUUAAGUGCAUAUAUGUCCAUUUUGCAGUGAAGGCGCAAGUUUGAUUGCUUUGAA
Messenger RNA from Pyrus x bretschneideri (Chinese white pear), 1738 nucleotides. RefSeq names its product transcription factor TCP15. The record is from RefSeq and is a predicted model, not a curated record. Gene Ontology annotation, cellular component: nucleus. Lineage: Eukaryota; Viridiplantae; Streptophyta; Magnoliopsida; Rosales; Rosaceae. The coding region runs from base 370 to 1575 and encodes 401 amino acids. The transcript has a single exon. Gene Ontology annotation, molecular function: sequence-specific DNA binding; DNA-binding transcription factor activity.